This is a messenger RNA of Heterotrigona itama, 1496 nucleotides long. Lineage: Eukaryota; Metazoa; Arthropoda; Insecta; Hymenoptera; Apidae. The record is from the annotation of a GenBank genome assembly.
AUGCCUUGUACGACGGUUGCGCAACGAAUAGAAUUCGCGUGUCGGUAAUUCGCGACACGGCUGCGAACGCCAGGCUGGUUCUUUUAUUAUAUAAACCGAGAGCGGAGGGUAUUGCGCGCGGUCUGCUCUGUCGACUCCUCGACUGCUACUGUCGCGGUCGCCGGCAGCGCCUCCAGGACAGAAAGUUUCCUUCGCAGAACCGGCCAAGUUUUCGAACGGCUUCCGCCGAAUCGGGCGCUGUUGCGCGAUCAAAGAACUCGCCGGGACGAAACAAAAUGCUAUGCAGAAUACGACGUUUCAAGUCGUAUUCUAUGGUAACAUUGGUAUUCCAAAAACCUCUCGUCGAGGAGGAACAAGGAAAGUUGCAUCGCUAACGCGCGACUCUCUUCGCUCGGACUAUAUCGGAUUCGCAACCCUGCCAGAGCAAGUGCACAGGAAGUCGGUUAAAAGAGGAUUCGAGUUCACCCUGAUGGUGUUGGGAGAAAGUGGCCUUGGAAAGUCUACCUUAAUAAACAGCCUGUUCCUCGGCGAUCUUUACAAAGACCGACGAAUCCUUGAUGCCGCCGGAUUUGGCGACGCGGUGAACUGCGAGGACACUUGGAAAGCGUGUUCAGCCUACAUCGACGAACAAUUUCGGCAAUAUUUCACGGACGAGAGCGGGUUAAAUCGGAAGAACAUUCAAGACAACCGAGUACAUUGCUGUUUAUAUUUCAUACCUCCUUAUGGUCACGGACUCAGACAAAUUGAUCUGGAGGUGUUAAAGCGGCUGCAUCGUAAAGUAAACGUAGUGCCUGUAAUUGCCAAGGCAGAUACGUUGACUACCUACGAGGUGAAGAUGUUGAAGGACCGAAUACUUGCUGACAUCGAAGAACACGAAAUUCAGAUAUAUCAAUUUCCGGACUGCGAUAGCGACGAAGAUGAGGAAUUCAAGCAACAGGACAAAGAGCUUAAAGCGUGCAUCCCGUUCGCUGUGGUUGGUAGUUCAACGGUGCUCGAAGUCGCAGGGAAGAAGGACAAUGCUGAUAUCCACGCACAUGCAAGAUCUGAAAGACGUGACGCAGGAUGUGCAUUACGAGAAUUUCCGGGCACAAUGCAUUUCACAGAUUUCACAGCAAGCCAUUCGGGAACGGAGGUAUUUACGCAUGUAAAUAAGUAUUGCAUUUCAGUAGGUAUACUUUUUUUUAGAUGUACGUCCAAUGUAACCUCUUCCCUCUUUCUUCUUUCGUUCAUUUCUUCCUUAUCGUAUUGUUGUUGUUCCCCAUAAGUAGAUAAUAUGCUGCUUCCCUGGGAAUUGAAUUUAACUCAAUUUUUUUUUUUUAAAUUUAAUAUCUAUAUCUAAAAAUAAAUUUAAUACUAUAUCUAUUAUUUAAAUUUAAUACUAUACUAUUAUAUUUUAAAUUUAAUACUUAUACUAAUAUUCUAUACUCGUCCAUUCUUUGCAUCGAUUUGACGUAAUCUUUCUUAUAAAAUGUGAAUAAAAUCAGAUCAUAAUAUAA